UAAAUUCUGUACCAAGAAGCGAUUACAAUGAAAAGACAAUAGACAAACACAAAAGACUGCAGGUCUUUCGCAUAAUUAAAUCAAGAUUUAAGUAUUUAUCUUUUGCAUAAAGUGACAAAAUAAUUUGGUUAAAUAAAAGAAAAUGAACAACGUGAAAUACCGAUAGGCUAUACAGUGCAAAAGAAAACACAACAUAUCACAUAUUUAUAAAAAAGAAGAGAAGAGAGCACAAAAUAAUAAGAAAAGUGUCUCGUGCAAAGUGAAGAAAAGAUCAAUACGAAAGAAAAAAACAUGUCUUCCAAAAACGAAUUAAAGAAAUUACUGUCGGAAGAGAGUCUUGCCCGUCCGCCGGAAGAGGUGUUUGAUAUUUUAUUUAAAUUGGGCGAAGGUUCAUAUGGGUCCGUAUUCAAAGCGAUACACAAAGAGAGCGGUGUUGUGGUUGCCAUAAAAUUAGUGCCGGUCGAAUCGGAUCUACAUGAAAUUAUUAAGGAAAUUUCAAUCAUGCAACAAUGCGAUUCACCGUAUGUGGUUCGAUAUUAUGGCAGCUAUUUUAAACAAUGUGAUUUAUGGAUUUGCAUGGAAUAUUGUGGGGCGGGCAGUGUAUCGGACAUAAUGCGGUUGAGAAAAAAGACUUUGUCGGAAGAUGAAAUUGCAACGAUUUUAAGUGAUACACUUAAGGGUUUAGAGUAUUUACAUCGACGACGUAAAAUUCAUCGUGAUAUUAAGGCUGGUAAUAUACUAUUAAAUUCGGAGGGUCAUGCUAAAUUGGCGGAUUUCGGUGUGGCCGGUCAAUUGACCGAUACAAUGGCCAAACGGAAUACAGUCAUUGGCACACCAUUUUGGAUGGCACCCGAAGUUAUUGAAGAAGUUGGCUACGAUUGUGUUGCUGAUAUUUGGUCAUUAGGUAUAACGGCAUUGGAAAUGGCCGAAGGUAAACCACCUUAUGGUGAUAUUCAUCCAAUGCGUGCAAUUUUUAUGAUUCCACAAAAACCGCCGCCAUCAUUUCGAGAACCGGAUCGUUGGUCAACCGAAUUCAUUGACUUUGUAUCGCUUUGUUUGGUUAAAAAUCCAGAAGAUCGUGCCACAGCCAGUGAUCUAUUGAAACAUGAAUUCAUCAAGAAUGCAAAGCCACGCAGCAUUUUAAACGAUAUGGUGGUUGAGGUGCACAACGUUCGUGAAACAAUGAGUCGUAUGGCUCCAACGACUAUCAAUGCACAAGGUCGACCGAAUCAAACGAACGCCGACGAAACCGACGAUGACGAUCAACAAAAUUCGCACACAAUUAAGGAAUUUCCACCGGACACAGGCACUUUGGUGCCUGAUCGUAACACGAACGAUGGAACAAUGAUUGCGCACACCGACUGUGGCACACUUGUACCGGACAGCGGUACAAUGGUGGAAUUGUCCUCAAAUUUAGGCACAAUGGUCAUCAAUUCAGAUUCGGAGGACUCAACAAUGAAGAAACAUGAUACCGAUCCCGAUAAAGAAAAGUAUCGACCACAAUUCUUGGAUCAUUUUGAUCGCAAGAAAACCGAGGCUAUAAACAAAAUGGUUGCCGAUGUUGCAAUGAUGCCAGCCUCAGCAUCGCCAAUUGAAUCCGAGGCCAUACAACAUGCCGUUGCUGCUGCACAAGCCCAACCACAUGCCGGUUAUGUUCAACAUCAACCACAAAUCGUACAAGAUGUACGAGUGCAUCAACAACAAUAUAUACCUGGUCCAAGUCAUAUUCAAAUACAUCAACAGCAACCACAAUUGUAUCCAGCACUCCCAAUGCAAAUGGGAGUUUUACCACAUUUGGUACAUCACGAUGGCAUUGAUAACAAUGCAAUUAUGCAUCAGCCACAUAUUUCAACGAAACAACACAUUGAUAUCGCACUGAACUCAGACUUUAUCAAAUUUCUCAGUUUUGACGAUUUGCAACAGCGAUUGAACAACAUCGACGUUGAAAUGGAACGCGAGAUUGAAGAGCUCAAUCGGAAAUAUACGUCAAAGCGUCAGCCUAUUUUGGAUGCCAUGGAUGCCAAACGGAAACGCCAACAAAACUUGAACAAUAAUUUGAUCAAGAUUUAAACAUUAUUGAUUUAUAUCAGUGACCAGAUUGUGGCUACAGCUUUGGCAGUGCCAUUUUCGCAGUGCUAUUUUUUUAAGUCUAUUGUUCUACAAUUUGAACAUUUCGUUUGGAAUUGUACCAUAAAGUCGCUGUCCUAUGGGUUAUUCACAAAUAACGCCUAUGAAUUAAACGCUGCGAAAAUAGCACUGCUAUAGAUGUAACACAAUCUUUUCACUGAUACGUGAAGUUUUUGUUUUUUUUCUGUUUGUAUGUUGCCAAGUGAAGGGAGAUAAUUUCGAUUUCUCACACGCAUGUUUUUCUUUAAAUAGAGAUUUAGAAUGAAACGAAAAGAACACAAUUGUAAUGGCUAAGAUUAAUAGAAUAAAGAAACAUAUUUUCAAAGAAAAAAGAA
Molecule: messenger RNA, 2462 nt
Organism: Contarinia nasturtii (swede midge)
Lineage: Eukaryota; Metazoa; Arthropoda; Insecta; Diptera; Cecidomyiidae
Gene: hpo
Product: serine/threonine-protein kinase 3
Exons: 3
Coding region: 292-2070 (592 amino acids)
Biological process (GO): protein tetramerization; regulation of MAPK cascade; protein phosphorylation
Cellular component (GO): cytoplasm
Molecular function (GO): ATP binding; protein serine/threonine kinase activity
Source: RefSeq, a predicted model, not a curated record